This is a messenger RNA of Cucurbita maxima (winter squash), 4491 nucleotides long. Its product is annotated as formin-like protein 14. The record is from RefSeq and is a predicted model, not a curated record. The transcript has 20 exons. NCBI's taxonomy places the organism in Eukaryota, Viridiplantae, Streptophyta, Magnoliopsida, Cucurbitales, Cucurbitaceae. The coding region runs from base 275 to 3862 and encodes 1195 amino acids.
GAGAAAUCGAAGGAAGAGGAAGAGGGAAGAGGGAACUAUAAAUUGGAGUCGACUACAAAGCUGGAGUUUCGCUGUGGCGGCGUGGGGUCCUCUCUACUUUCAAAUUCUCCAAAAUUCCCAAUUCUCCCUCUCCAAUUUCCUCCGUGUUCCACCGCUCGCUCCAGGAACAUUCUAUGCUGCCUUUCUUCCUAUUUCUCCUUCCCAUUGACACUUGCUCCUUUCGCAGCCUUUAGCUCUGUGGCGUAUGCUCGCGGGUAAAUUAUAUUAAACCAAAAUGUCCCUCCUCAGUAGAUUCUUUUACAGAAGACCCCCAGAUGGGUUGCUCGAAUUUGUUGAGCGAGUAUACAUUUUCGAUUCGUGCUUUUCCACUGAUGUAUUGCCCGAUGGUAUGUACCAAAUAUAUCUGCAUGAAAUCAUAAACGAAUUACAUGAAGAAUUCCCAGACUCCUCCUUCCUUGCAUUUAAUUUUCGUGAAGGAGAGAAAAUGAGCCAAUUUGCAGAAAUGUUGUGCGAAUAUGAUGUCUCUGUGAUGGAUUAUCCUCGACAAUAUGAAGGGUGCCCUCUUCUUCCAUUGUCUUUAAUACAGCACUUCCUACGUGUUUGUGAAAGUUGGCUUCUGCUUGGUAAUCAACAAAAUAUCAUUCUUCUCCACUGUGAGAGGGGAGGUUGGCCACUCUUAGCAUACCUUUUAGCUAGCUUUUUGAUUUAUAGAAAAUUGCACAGUGGUGAGAGGAAAACUCUUGAAAUUGUACAUCGAGAAGCUCCCAAGGGGUUUUUGCAGCUCUUGUCACCAUUAAAUCCAUUUCCAUCUCAGCUCCGCUACUUGCAAUAUGUUGCAAGGAGAAAUAUAGUCUCUGAGUGGCCACCACCUGAGCGAGCACUCUCUUUAGAUUGUGUAAUUCUUCGUGGUGUUCCAGGUUUUGAUUCUCAGAAUGGCUGCAGACCAGUUAUUCGUAUCUUUGGGAGAAAUCUUUUCAGUAAGGGUGGGCUUUCCACACAAAUGAUUUUUUCCAUGCCCAAGAAAAAUAGGGUCCUCCGUCAUUACCGCCAGGUAGACUCUGAUGUGAUUAAAAUAGAUGUGCAGUGUUUGGUUCAAGGAGAUGUAGUGUUGGAGUGUUCACAUUUGGAACCAGAACCAGAAAGGGAAGUUAUGAUGUUUCGUAUAAUGUUCAACACAGCAUUUAUUCGAUCAAACAUACUGAUACUAACUUCUGAAAAUUUGGACAUUCUUUGGGAUUCAAAGGAACGCUAUCCAAAAGGCUUUCGAGCUGAGGUUUUGUUUGGGGAGGUAGAAUGCAUUUCCCCUCCAAGGGCUCCAACCACAAUUUUGAAUGGCGAAGAGAAAGGUGGAUUACCAAUUGAAGCUUUUUCCAGGGUUCAAGAACUUUUUAGUGGUGUGGAUUGGAUGGAUACCAAUGAUGAUGUUGCCUUGUGGCUACUGAAAAAUCUUUCUGCCUUGAGUGACGUGAAAGAAUUGUCAGGAUGGCAAACUAAAGCAAGUUCAUAUUCCUCGCCCGUGGAUUCUGAAGAGGAAAAUAAUACGUCUAGCACUGCUGACAGUUCAGAUGAAGUAUUCGAUAGUAUGACAAAGUCCUUCGUUGAUUUAGCUUCUGCCAAUUUUACAAUUCCAGCUCUGGUACGUUCUUCUGAAUUAUUGUCUGGCAAGAUCGGUGCUACUGAAGUGAAUGUUUCAUCAGAGUCUCCUCAAACUUUUGAUGAAUGUCAGGAUGAGGUCUUUUUAAAUAAAGAAUCUCUACCGUCUUCAUCACCUCCAUUAUCUUCUCAUAGCUCCUCACCCCCUCCUAUAAGUUCUUUAAUGCCAUCACAACUGUUGCCUCCUAAUGUACCAUCUACCGAUGUUAGUGGGGAACUUGUCUCGAACAAGAUGACACCCACUGUUAAAGUGAUUCCUCCUCCGCCACCGCCACCCCCACCACAACCUUUUUCUUCAUCUCAUAAUAAACCUCAUGUAGAAACUUCCAUGAGUUUUGACUCCACGUCCAUAACAGUGCAUGGGAUACCCUCUCCUUCGCUUUCACUUGUUCAUAAAUCCUCUAGUGCUCCUCCACCCCCACCUCCACCUCCCCCUCCCCUCCCAAAAACAACUGGUGUUCCACUGCCACCUCCUGCUUUUGUUGAAAAAUCUUCUAGUGCUCCUCCACCUCCCACUCCACCUCCAGUUCCGAAUUCUUUUGGUGCUCCCCCGCCUCCACCUCCACCUCCACCUCUAAUUCCAAAAUGUUCUAGUGCUCCUCCACCUCCUCCUCCGCCUCCAAUUUUGAAAUGUUCUAGUGCUCCUCCACCUCCACCUCCACCACCUAUUCCAAAGUCUUCUAGUGCUCCUCCAACCCCACCUCCUCUUCCAGAAUCAAAUCGUGGCAUGACACCAGUUCCACCUCCUCCACCACCAAAACCUCCUGGUGUUGAGCCACCAAGUCAGGGUACUAAACCAACUAGGCCUCCUCCACCUCCUCCACCAACAAAGGUGUUUAGUUCUAAUCCUCCGACAAGUCGUGGUGCUACACCAAUGCCACCCCCUCUGCCCGGAUCAACACGGUCAAAUGUACCACCCCCUCCUGAUGGAAGGGGGAAAUCUUCUCCAGGAUCAACAACUCAAGGAAGUGGUCGAGUUGCUACGGGAGCUGUAAAUGCUCCAAAGAAAACCACUUUGAAACCAUUGCACUGGGUAAAAGUUACUCGAGCAAUGCAAGGGAGUUUAUGGGCUGACUCACAAAAGCAGGAGAAUCAAUCAAGGGCCCCAGAAAUAGACAUCUCUGAACUUGAAAGUCUAUUCUCAGCAGCCUCUGCAUCUGAUGGAAGUGGCAGCAAAAGUGGAGGACGACGUGCUUCCAACAUCAACAAACCUGAAAAAGUGCAACUGAUUGACCUACGGAGAGCAUAUAACUGUGAAAUCAUGCUCUCAAAAGUAAAGAUUCCCUUACCGGAUAUGAUAAAUUCAGUUCUUGCAUUGGAUUCUUCUGCUCUUGAUAUUGACCAGGUUGAGAAUCUCAUCAAGUUCUGUCCUACUAGGGAAGAAAUGGAAACGUUGAAGAAUUAUACAGGUGACAAAGCAAUGCUUGGAAAGUGUGAGCAGUUUUUUCUCGAGUUAAUGAAGGUCCCACGAAUAGAGCCCAAGUUACGAGUAUUUGCUUUCAAAAUUACCUUUUCAAGCCAGGUGAAGGAUUUGAGAUAUAAUUUGAAUACAAUAAAUGAUGCUACAAGAGAGGUCAAAGGAUCUGAAAAAUUGCGUCAAGUAAUGCAAACAAUUCUUACAUUGGGGAAUGCAUUAAACCAGGGUACUGCUCGAGGCUCUGCUAUAGGUUUUAAGUUGGACAGCCUUCUUAAAUUGUCUGAUACUCGGGCAAGAAACAACAAAAUGACUUUGAUGCAUUAUUUAUGUAAGCUCCUUGCAGAGAAAAUGCCAGAGUUACUUGAUUUUGACAAGAACCUUGUUCAUUUAGAAGCUGCCUCUAAGAUUCAAUUGAAAGCAUUGGCUGAAGAAAUGCAAGCUGUGAGUAAAGGUCUUGAAAAGGUGGAGCAAGAGCUAACUGCUUCUGAAAAUGACGGUGCUAUCUCUAUUGGUUUCCAGAAGGUUCUGAAGAAUUUUCUUGAUACUGCUGAAGCUGAAGUAAGGACACUCAUCUCCUUAUAUUCUGUAGUGGGGAGAAACGCUGAUUCAUUAUCCCAGUACUUUGGCGAGGAUCCAGCUCGGUGCCCCUUUGAGCAAGUGACUCAAAUAUUGAUAGUUUUUGUUAAGAUGUUCAAGAAGUCACGCGAAGAAAAUGUAAGGCAGGCUGAUGCUGAAAAGAAAAAAAUAGAGAAGGAAGCCAUGAAAGAAAGAAGUUUUGUAAAAGCAAAGUGAGACCAUCUUAUGUUUUUGGUAGAAGGUAGUGCCAGAUCAGCCUCAUUGGUUAAUUAAGUCAAACGCCUGACGAUGUGCAAAUGUAAAUAUCAGAUGUGUGAAUCACUGACUUCCAUCGAAGGUUGGCUCUUCGCCUUCCUGCAUUACCAUUUCUUUCAUUGAUAUUGUUUUGUAAAUAUACCGUGAUCCGACUCGGGGAGUGGUUGCAGUUUGCCAAUCUGAACUCGACACUGUCAUUACGGUAACAGAACUCCUCAAAGAAAAAUAUGUAGAUCUUUGUACAGGUAAAUAUCAUGGAUAAAUUCCUCUCGCUUUCGAUAUUAUUGGAUUACAGGUUGGUAGUUCAGUUUGACUCAUGGUGCGUUUUGCUGCACAUAUACUGUAAAGAAAUUGGUGCAAAGUUUUCUUGUCAAGGACAACACUUCCAUCUUGAACAUCAUUAAUUUCAGUAUGAAGACACAGUAUUCCACGGAAGUGCGUGUCAAUGACUCCCCUCAAGGAAACAGAAAGAGAGAAAAACAACCUUUUUGACCUUUAGAAAAAAAGCAACCAUUGGGACCUUGAGAGAGAAAAAAAAUAAUAAUAUGAUAAAAUAAAUAAAUAAACUCCCUUUUGUCAACUUGAAUUUA